Messenger RNA from Paramacrobiotus metropolitanus, 1959 nucleotides. Its product is annotated as calbindin-32-like. NCBI's taxonomy places the organism in Eukaryota, Metazoa, Tardigrada, Eutardigrada, Parachela, Macrobiotidae. Gene Ontology annotation, cellular component: cytosol; dendrite; nucleus. The record is from RefSeq and is a predicted model, not a curated record. Gene Ontology annotation, molecular function: calcium ion binding. The transcript has 10 exons. Gene Ontology annotation, biological process: regulation of presynaptic cytosolic calcium ion concentration; regulation of long-term synaptic potentiation. Bases 321 to 1394 code for a protein of 357 amino acids.
UCUUCCAACUUUUCACGUAUACAGGGCAGCUUUCCAUUUCCUUACAUCGUCGCAUAUCUGAAGUAAUAUUAAUAAAAACGACAAAAUUCAGUGGUUAUGGCCUGCGGGGCAUUGGUAUCUGUAGGCGGAACAGCAUUCAGUUGUCUCCUGCAUUGAUAAUUUUAGCAUCUACUGUAGCCGUCUAACGCGUUUUUUUUUGCGUUCCGCACGUUUGGUGCACGUUUUUCCAGUAGUUCCUUAUUGGCGACCAGCGUUCUUUAAAUACGACUGACGUGCACUGCCAAGGGAAUUGUCUUAAGACGCGUCAGGAUCCAGACGGGAUGGCAAGCCGGCCGGGAGCGGGAGCGGGGCUGGCCAGCACGCUGUCGGUGGCGCCCAACGUGUGUCUGCGACGGCGCCACAGCACCUCCCUCAGCCAGACGCGCAACUUCAUCGACGCCAAACUCAUGGGCAAGAGCGGCCGCGUGGUGCCCCUCAGCGGCUACAAAUUCCAGGAGAUCUGGCGCCACUACGACACUGACCGCAGCGGUUUCCUGGAGGGCAAAGAGAUCGACGCCUUCCUCGGGGAUUUCCUCACUUCCAUCUGCUCCGGGACCGGGGACGAAGUGGUAACCAAAACCGAAGUGGAAGAGUUCAAGAAGAAUUUCAUGGAGGAAUUUGACGCUAAUCAUGACGAGAAGAUCUCUGCCAGCGAACUGGUCAGUCUGCUGCCGGUGGAGGAGUCGGUGUACCUGGCCUUCCGGCUGGACUGCGGCCCCACUCGCGGCGUCGACUACAUGAAGAUUUGGCACAAGUAUGACGAGGAUAACAGCGGCUACAUCGAGUCUCAUGAGCUCAAGCGCUUCCUCCGCGACAUCGCCAACAACGGCCGGUCCAGCCGGGAGCAGUUCCCCCUGGACGACAGCCAGCUGGACAACUACGCCAAGACCAUUAUGGCCAUCUACGACUGCGACCAGGACGGCCGGCUCUCCCUCUCGGAACUGACCAAGCUACUUCCACGCGAAGAGAAUUUCGUCCAGAUCCUCAUUGACAAGACCAUUCGGCUGGAGCGGCUGACGGAGGAAGAUGUGGAGUAUCUCAUUGACCGCUUCGACAAGAAUAAGACGGGGACGCUGGACGGAGAGGAGAUCACGCGGCUGUCGCACGAGGUGCUGGCGCUGACCAAUCCCGAUCAGAGCUACACCGCCGACGACGUGUACGCGCUGAAGCGGACGCUGCUGGAGCUGACGGACGCCAACGAGGACGGCCAGCUGGACAAGCAGGAGCUGCACACCAUCAUCACCAUGCUGGCGCGGUGUCGACGGCCCCACGCCGCCAGCAAGAACAAGAAGACCUCCCCCACGACGCCCCACCUCCGACCCGCCCGCUCGCAACGGCCCUCCAACACCGACUAGCCACAUGCGCUCAAUUCUGUCUAAGCACCUGCAACCACGGCGUGUCCCGUCCCCUACCGGAAGUGCUCGUGCAGCAAAACAUGUACAGCAAUAUACUUGCCUACAGGCUACAGCGUUCGUUGCAGCUGUGUUCUGGCUGUUAUUAAUUAACAGUCUCGUUAAUGGUCAAAAUACUGAUGAAGCAUGCUGAUGCUGAAAUAUUACACAGCAUGCUGAUGAAGUCUGGUUAAAUAGGUACAUACUCGUUCGAUUGUUCUUCUGAUUAGCGUAUAUCGCAUACGGCACACGGUAGUCCAAGUCUUUUAGUUUAGUUCUUCAUGAGCAGACAAGCCCUUGAGGCACUCACGCGUCCGGCCAGAUCUAAUUUGCCGCGCCGCUUCGGUUGUUGUACUUUUCUAGAAUAACGUUCUCUCCCAUAUUCGUACAGUUGGAAAAAUUAUAAUAAAAAAAUAAAUUCCUUUGAUGUAUAAUGUUACUAUGUACCUGUGUGACUGUGUCUAGAUCUGUGUAUACUAUAACACAAUGUCGAUGUGAACGCGUGACCAGGAUAACUUUUUAUUUCCUG